AUGUCUUCUAGUUCCUCUAUUAACUCUUCUUCCAAUCAAAUCCUUCCGGAAAAUCGCCGCGAACCCUCAGAGCCGAGCUCCUCCUCUUCAAAUCCUCAUCAAUCGAGUUCGUCUCAGGAAGAGAGCAAUCCUCCACAGUUAGUUCGUAAGAACUCCAAGUCGGUGGAAGCUGGCAGCAGCCGUGCUAGACCUAGGGUUGAAGCCACCGAGCACCUGACUACAGAGACUCGUGAAAUGGUAGCUCGGACCGGGCCGAACGCUAGCGGUAAUGAUCAUGAGAUCGAGGAGAUCGAAGAACCUGAAGGAGAGAAUGAGGAAGAGAACGCUACUGAGGAAGAGGUUGCCGAGGACAACCUCGAUGCUGUGAACCACGCUUCACCACCGCUUCCAAGACGAAGGAUCGUUCGUCCCAACAACGUACCAUCUUCCUCGGUUACCUCGGGUGCUAUUCAGGCCAUGCUCGAAGAAAAUGGGCUCUCGGACCAGGUUGCUUUCAUAAUUCCCGAAGCUGGAGAUCGGCCGUGGGACGUGCCCGAAGGUUUCCUCUGCAUCUACUUGACCUAUUUCACGCAGUGCGGGCUCUCGCUUCCUAUUCCCUCUCGUCUCCUCGGGUACUGCAACCGGCGCGGUGUAGGUCUUACACAGGUGAUGCCAGCCUCGGUAACGAACUACAUAGGGUUCGUUACCUUAUGCGAGGAGCUUGGUGAGAUCCCCUUCAGUCGACUGUUUGAGGACCUCUUCUCGGUGAACAUCCACAAAUCCAAGGAGUGGUUCUUCGCCGCAAACGCUAAGCCGAAGAAGAACAUAGUUACUGGGCCUAAACCCAGUAAAUUCAACGACUGGGAAUCCUUGUAUUUUUAUCUCGAAAUGAACGAUCUCACCGUCAGCAAUUCUGACAUACCAACUCAAUCGGAGUGGAAGAUUCCGAUUGGUCGUCAUCUUCCAAGUCUUAUUCUCAAUUCCGGGCUUACUUCUGAGUUCGAAGCAGCCUUCAGCAAAGCCGGUAAGCGUCGUUGGCCUGAGGUGUGGGAAGAGAUUCUCCAACGCCGAUCUAAGAAAGCAGCUUCUGUCUGGGAACCGAAAUCGCGGAAGCCGAAAGCUCGAGCUAACAAGCCUCGAGCUGCUCCAAGACGAAAAACACCUAAGUCGCGAGCCCAACAGACCCGAGCUGCAAGGAUGCUCUCAUUGGACGAGAUCCCAACUCUCUUUGGCGAAGAAGAACCGAACGUGGCUGAUCCGACCCCAAUCCCUGCUACCGGAGGGAUCAAUGAGCAGCCGGAGGAGUUGCCACCUGCUGCGAACUCACCUGACCAAGCCGGUCAGAAGAAGCUGAAGAAAAAGAAAUCUUCAAAAAAGAUUAAGAAGAUUGAAGACUCUUCUCGAGCACAGGACGCAGCUAUCGAGCUCGAGCCUCCUACAAUCGCGACGUCGGACCUCGCAAUUCCUCACAACCAGGCUGAAGCUUCUCACUCUCGGAAGAGGCAGAUGAGAGACCAAGCCGAAGGCUCUCCAGGACCGGAGCCAGCCAAAAGGACCAAGGUGUGCUUUGAUUACGACGAAGAGGGUCCUUUUGAGGAGAACGUCGACGCUUGCGCCGAUCUUUAUCACAAGAUCUCCUCUGAUGUGCCGAGUCUUCCGGCUAUCUCCGAGCUUCGGUUCCCCAAGUUGUACAAGGGGAUUGCUCGCACAACAACCGUGGUAGCUCUCUAUGACGAGCAAGUUAGGGUUGCUGAACUCGUGGAAAGGGUCUCCAAAGCAGAAGAGCGCCUUGCCACCGAGCUCCAAAUCAACGACACUCUCCAUUCUUCAGUUGAUUUACUGAAGCAAGAGAGUGCUGAACUAAAAGCGGUGAGAAAGGAGCUCACCGAGGCCCAGAACAUGCUUGUUCAAGAAUUCGAGAAGGAUCGAGAGCGGCUGCGGGAUUUGGUAUCGCACUGGAAGAAUCGAGCUAACAGCGUUCACGCGAAGGCCUGGGAGCGCUUAGAGAAAGUCAUCCAGAGCUUAGACGAUGCUGAUCGAGCUCGUAAGCCAUACCUGGUGGUCAACCAGCUCACCGGAGUUCUCGGCUUCAGCAAGCAGCUCAAGAAAAAAGGCUUGUACAAGGUCCUGCCUGAGAUGGUGGCUGACAUCGAGGCAAAACAUGCUAAAUCUUUGGAGGACUUCCGCUCGGUCGAUGCUUGCGUCCUUACUGAAGAGGAUAAGCGGAUGUCUCCAUUCGUGGAAGAGGAUGACAUUCCGGCCGCGAACGUGACCCAGAGCGCGCAGGAUCCUGCGAGGGGCGAGCAGUUUGGUUCCAACGAGGACAUCCUUAACGCUGAUCGGGCUGCUACUUCGAAGACUGCUUAG
Molecule: messenger RNA, 2346 nt
Organism: Eutrema salsugineum
Lineage: Eukaryota; Viridiplantae; Streptophyta; Magnoliopsida; Brassicales; Brassicaceae
Exons: 4
Coding region: 1-2346 (781 amino acids)
Source: RefSeq, a predicted model, not a curated record